Rhodamnia argentea is the source of this 1689-nucleotide messenger RNA. RefSeq names its product protein HYPER-SENSITIVITY-RELATED 4-like. Lineage: Eukaryota; Viridiplantae; Streptophyta; Magnoliopsida; Myrtales; Myrtaceae. Gene Ontology annotation, molecular function: ATP hydrolysis activity; ATP binding. Bases 103 to 1599 code for a protein of 498 amino acids. The record is from RefSeq and is a predicted model, not a curated record. The transcript has 2 exons.
CCAGAAAAAAAAAAAUCUUGAUGACCAAGGAAUCGAGACGCGUGCGUGUCCGUAUAUAUAUCUGUGUGUCUCCCGUUUAACCCUAAAAGGAAAAGAUAUUCGAUGGAGUCGACUUCAUCGUCCGAGUCCAAAAUCGCCACGGCCAAGGCGGUGUUCUCGGCCGCCGCGUCCGUCACGGCCACGGUGAUGCUUGCCCGCUCCAUCACCCAUGAUCUCCUCCCUGACGACCUCCAGUACUACCUCUCCUCCGCCGUCCACGGCUUCCUCGCCCGCUUCUCCUCCCAACUCACCCUCGUCAUCGAGGAAUACGAAGGCCUCGUCAGCAACCAAAUCUACGACGCUGCGCAGAUCUACCUGUCCGCCAAGAUCUCCCCAACCACUCGCCGUCUGCGGGUUGCCAAGCCCGAAGGCGAGGACAACCUCAACAUUUCAAUGGAGCCGCGCGAGGAGGUUGUGGACACGUUCGGCGGUGCCAAGCUCAGGUGGGUCAUGGCCUCCAGAAUGGUCGAGACAGGUCUCGGAGCCAGCCGAGGGAGGUGGAGGACUAUGGGCCCGGUCGCCACGGAGUCGGAAGCCCGCUUCUUCGAGCUCAGCUUCCACAAGAAGCACAAGGACAUGGUGAUGAGCACGUACCUGCCCCACGUGGUGGAGGAGGCCAAGUGGAUGAGGCAGGAGAAGAAGACGCUGAAGCUGUUCACGCCGUGCUGGGAGAACAUGUACAGCGGCAGCCUCUCCGAUGCCUGGACCCCGAUUAACCUGGACCACCCCGCGACAUUCGAGACCCUCGCAAUGGAGGCGGCAGCCAAGGAGUUCAUCAAGGAGGACUUGAAGAGGUUCGUCAAGAGGAGAGAGUAUUACAGGAAAGUAGGCAAGGCGUGGAAGAGGGGCUACUUGCUGUACGGUCCGCCGGGGACGGGGAAGUCGAGCCUGAUCGCGGCUAUGGCGAAUUACUUGAAGUUCGACAUUUACGACCUCGAGAUGACCGAGCUGACCCGGAACUCGGAGUUGAGGAAGCUGCUGGUGGCAACGGCAAACCGGUCAAUCCUGGUGGUUGAGGACAUCGACUGCACCAUUGAGUUCCACGACCGCAUUGCCCGGUCGGCAAGCCCCUCCUCCCGCGGCGAACCGGAGAAUCAGGUCACAUUAUCAGGCUUCCUCAAUUUCACCGACGGGCUCUGGUCGAGCUGCGGCGACGAGCGGAUCAUAAUCUUCACCACAAACCACAAAGAAAAGCUCGACCCGGCUCUUCUCCGGCCCGGCCGUAUGGACGUCCACGUCCACAUGUCUUACUGCACCCCGUGCGGGUUCAGGCUCCUUGCCUCGAACUACCUCGGGGUCGAGGACCACACGCUCUUCGGAGAGAUCGAGGGUUUGGUCCACGCUGCCGAAGUCACCCCGGCCGAAGUCGCGGAGCAGAUGAUGAAGAGCGAGGAGCCCGGGGAUGCGUUGAAGGACAUGGUUGAGUUCCUCAAGAUGAAGAUCAAGGAAAAUGAGGAGCGAAAGGCCAAGAAGGUUGAGGAGCAGGAAGUGUCGGCAGAGAAAGAGGAGAAAAAGGAGGUGCAAGUGGUGGAAAAGAUGAACGGGAAGGAAGACAACUAAGGCAGAUGAUGACGAAAUAUACGAACGAUUUAAUAGACAAUCAAACAUGUUUGAUUUAUGGAAAAACUUUACAUCCAUUGUAAAGAAAGA